Molecule: messenger RNA, 5035 nt
Organism: Chara braunii
Lineage: Eukaryota; Viridiplantae; Streptophyta; Charophyceae; Charales; Characeae
Source: the annotation of a GenBank genome assembly
CUUCUCGACAUCAUGCGCAAGGAACGGUACAUGGUCUGUAUGUUCAACUACGUUGUUUUUCGCACCGAGGGAAGGGCGGAUGAUGAAUGGAAUGAUGCCUUCAUCAUGUCAUACAAGGACCUCGAAGAUAGGUAUGGGCCGAACGGUCUGUGUGCAGCUGAAUGGGAGAAGGAACGGGACAAGCUGCAUGUCAGCAAAGUGAAGACGGUCCCUCGACGGCUUGGAGGGGUGGAGGAGGCAAGGCAAGGAUCAAGCUUGGGCCCUACGGCGGCAAUGUAUAAGGAGGCUCCGUUCCACUUUAAGGUGUUUGUAUACACCUCAAUCGAUAAGCUAGAUAUGCUUCGGGCGGAGGUCAAACGGGUCGCCUCCAGCGCACGUCAUAUCGUGUGGGAUAAACUUAAAAAACAAACAAUAUUGCUACCGGUGUGCAUGCCAUUGAAGGAAGUGCUGGCUGCGCCAGACGACAUCGUCGCAGCGGCGCAAAAAAUGACCUGCAGGGCCGUCAUCCUUGACAUCUCCCCCGCCAACUUCUGCACGAUAUGGACCUCUCAAGAGUUCGACGCUCUGCACUCUAUGAUGACUAAGUGCUGUGGUGUUAAUUGGGUUCUUUUUGUCUUCGCAUUGCAGAAGGUGCAAAGUGAUGUUCUGCGUUGCUUAUUCCGGUGGGAGGACAUCGAACUCAUCCUGGGGACCUGGAAACGGGUGAACAGACCAUCGAAUGACAUCACGAGGUACGACAAUAUCGCUACGGCGAGUCGAGACAUAAUGGUCAUUGUCCUGCACGCGGAGGGAGGGGAUCUCAGAAAGGUCACGGUCGCACCCCACCUUAUCAAUGACCUCACAAACGUGCAUGUUGUGGAGGAGAAGUUCGGGAAGUGUCUGGGGAAACACGGUGGCAUAGAGGGCGAUGAAAAGGCAGCCGGAGCUCAAGUUCUGCGGAUUCAAGUGGAUAACGAAGGGGCAAACACUGCCGGACUCCAAUGGGAAUUUUCUCAUGGAGUGCAAAUUGUGCAAGGUAGUCAAUCGAAGGCCGCACAAUACUUCACAAUAAAGAACAACUACGCUAAAGUCACCGUGGAGCAGCUCGCGGAGAUCUGGAACAAGACAAACUACCCGUUCGAUCAGAGCCACCAUCGGAAGAUCAUCGACUUCCUGAAGUCUCGUGGGUUUCGAGAUAAUAGAAAUACUUCAGGGAGGGAGCAGGCGGGGGAGGAGUAUGACGACAGGGAGCAAGAGAGGAGGGCGGGCGAGGGGGGAGGUGAUGAUAGUGAGAGUGAUUUACAGGACAUGAACGUGCGGCGAGAGGCGGAGCGCGCCGUGGGAAAGAUGAGAGGGGACAAGGCCGUUGCCGAGGACAGCACCUCGGACGAGCACGUCGACGACGACGAUGACGACGACGAUCAGGGUGCAGACCUUGGGGCGUCUCUUGAUGGGGGUCUGAUGGCCGCUGGCCGUCGAGGCCAAGAGGGGGAUGCCAAAGCGAUGAAGGACGCCGUGCAGUCGAAGAAGAGAAAGAGGAAGGCAAAGAGACCAGCUCCUCCUCUGUCGAAGAAGGGCAAAUGGUGGUACGUGAGCGGGAUUCCAUUCGAGGCCGCGAGGAGGCCGGAGUACCAGCGAGUGAAGAAGCGGUUGCUCGAGUGUCCGCCGUAUACACAUCCUGCGUUGCCCACGCACCGUCUUAUUUCCGGCGACGGUAUUCCACAGCAGCAGCGAGUUGUGGUGGAGAUUGUGGCGGCCGUCCGCAAGGACAUUGUGGCGACGGGAGCGACCAUCCUCACGGAUGGUCGCAAGUCCAUCACUAACGACCAGAUCGUCAACUUCCUUGCUGCAGGGCCCACGGGAGCCUACCUUUUCAGGACUAUGCAGUGCGAUGGUGCUGUCCAGGGGACAGCCGAGGUGGUAGUGGAGCGAUGGAAGGACGUGUUCGACAACUUCGGUGUCGAAAACGUCAACGCCAUUUGCACAGAUUCUGCGUCCGCGUAUGUGGCUGCAUCCAAGCUCUUGGCGAAGGAGGAGGUCAAGUACAGUCGCAUUACUUGGCUUCCGUGUGCGGUCCAUGUCUGCAACUUGUUGCUGUCAGACAUUGCGAAGGACGGCACCCCUGGGAUGCUUGGGAAGCGGGAGGACACCAUCAUCAGGGCUCGAGCAGUCGUGCGGUUCAUAAGAGAGCACGAGGCGGCUCUCAGCCUUUACCGACGUUUCUCUGCCGCCCACCCCUCUUCCGCCUCCGCAGUUGCGGCCUGUUCCAGCACUGCGCCACCCUCGUCUCAGCGGCGAGGCAGAGAGCUUGUGUACCCCACACAGACAAGGUUUGCUACCCACUACUUGAUGCAGGAGAGGUUGUUGGAUCGUCGCCGAGCAUUGGAGGCGUUGAUGAUGAGCGACGACUAGCUUGUCAGGCGCGGGUCGAUCAUAUGUUGGAGCCCGCACAUUGCAUCGCCCACCUCCUCAACCCUCGCCACAAGAGCAUCACGUCUUUUGCAGCGGCGAGGCACCGCGCAUGAUAAGACCCUCGCGGACGAGUCGCUGCGAUACCUUUGCCAGCAGACUGGCGGAUAUGAGGACUUGUAUCAGAUGCUGCGCACGCAGUUGGCUGAGUUUCUUAGCCGGGAGGGCGAUUGGACGUACGGAGGGGUUGAGGGUGACAGGGACGCGUCCUCCCGUAGAGGGGAGAAGGAGACGUCGCAGGUGGGGCAGUGGUGGGUUCAGCACGGGAACAGGGUCCCUCUCCUUCAGACUUACGCUAUUCGCCUGACACACACAUGGACGUGCGCCUCUCUAGCGGAGAGGAACUGGGCCAUCCAUGAGCGUGUUCAAGUGAAGAAGCGUCACCAGCUUGGUUUUAUCAAGCUGGCUCGUUUGGUGGAUAUAUCCACCAACUUGAGAUUGAGUCGUUGUCAGGGGAGGGGUUCAACGUACGUUCUGCCAUGGGAGGACGCUGAGGAGGAGACAGAGGACAGCAUUCCUCCGCCUCAUGACGAGGGUGUUCGGCUAGCUGACCGAGUCACGGAGGCGCAGCGCAAGCGGCAGGUGCAGCGCGGGCGGAAGGAUCGCCUUUCCAAGGCUCCGCCCAGCGUCGAGACAUAUUUCGGUCGUCGCUCCACGGUGCUCAUGCCGACUGAGUUGGACGCCGUGUACGAUCCCGAGCCGGAUCCUAUGGCUGAGGACCCGAUGGAGGCGGAGCCGUGGUCCGAUCCAGACGAUCUGGCAGUGGAGUCUGAGCCCAGAGAUUCUGAUGAUGGUGGCGACGAUGCUUCUCUUGGCGACGAUGUUUCUCUUGCCGAGAUGUUGCGUCCUUGGACACGUGCUUCCACCGCAUCCGCUGCGCAGGAUCCUCCUCCCCCUCCACCUCCGCCCCGAGUGCGCGUCCUUCCACUGCAUCCGUUGCGCAGCAUCCACCUCCCCCUCCACCUCCGCCCUCGAGUGCGCGUGCUUCCACUGCAGCCGCUGCGCAGCAUCCCCCUCCACCUCCACCUCCGCCUUCGAGUGGUCGUGCUCCCACUGGAGCCGCUGCGCAGCAUCCCCCUCUACCCACAGAUCGUCCAGGACAUGGCGAGCAGUGGACUCGCGAGAUUGUUGACAAGCGAGACGACGACGACGACGAUGAUAGAGAGGGGUACGAGGGCAGCAGUGAGGACGAGGAUGAUCCCGCCUAUUCCCCGAGACGCGGACAUGGUGACGACGAUGACGACGACGACGAUGGCAGCGAUGGUACACAUGCUGCAGGUGGUUUGCGGAGGUCGUAUCGACAUCGUGCCGACCAAUGCAGUGGUGCAGGCACGGAAGACAGUGGUGCAAGCAGGGGUGUCGGGGGCGCAGGACACACAGGGGGUGCGGGCUGUGGUGGCGGAGGACGGGCGAGGCGAGAGUCUGCAUCCUCCACUCGCACUGUGCACUGGGUUGAUGAGGGUGCCGCGACAGGAGAGGUUGGCGCCGGGGGGCUUUGCAGAGGUUGCUGGCGAGGCUGCGCAGGUUGGGAGGGCUUCUGCGCAGUUGGGUGUCAGUUUCAGUGGUAUUAUUGAUGUUUCUUUGGGGCUUCCUCCAACACCGACAAGCGAGCGCGGCAGUGGUGACGCAGCGGCUACGCCCGUUAGUCAGAUACUCCGGGAUGUACCUUCAUGCAGCAUGGGUGACAUCAGUAGCAGCAUGUUGCAGGAGGCAGCAGCGGGGACACAGGGUUCGUUGGGGCAGGAGGAGUGUGCAGCAGGGGACGGUGGGGAUUGUCGACCUGAGCAGGAGCGAGCGCCAGAGUCGGAGCAGGACAGGAUCGACCGCGAGGAGAGGGAGAGGGCGCACGACUUGGCUAGUCGUUGCGAGAUGACACAGAGUAUUGCAUCGAGAGCACGGGCAGAGCUGAUGCUCGAGACGGGCGGUGGUGAGGGUCAUCGUGUGACGGACGAUGCAGUGCUCGCAGGCGCCGGGGAUGCAGGCGAGAGACCCACGUCGCCGGUUCAGGGUAUUUGUAUAUUGCCUAUCGUAGGAGCCAUAACGGCGGGGGAGUUGGAGCGGCAGGUACGAGAGGAUCCAUUGCAGGCAGAUCGGCGCGGAUGGAUGGACGAGGCGUCGAGGAGGUUAAUGGAAGAGGGCCCAGCUUACGUGCCCUGCAGCCCGUCACUGCCAUCGUCCACCACUGGUGCCACUACCUCCGUACAUGCUGAGGGUCCAGUCACGGGACGGAUUACCGCACUGGCACCUGCAGAGUCUCCUUCUCCCAAAUCUCGGAAGGAGAAGAUGAGAGCAGGUAAGAGUCUCAGUACUGUGGGGAGGGUGACGCAUACGAUGCGGGAGACCCAGCCCCGGCUGGCCGGUUUACAUCCGCGGACUCAGGAGGCAUUGGCCCUGGACGUUGUCGCGGAGACAGUAGGUUGGCAGGAGAGGGGCUCUAGUCGGGCGACGGAGCAGCCCAUCACAACACCUAUUGAGGCGGGGAUGCUAUGUACUGGGGGUGCACAGCAGGUAGAUUGAUUGAUUGAUUGAUUGAUUGUUUGAUUGAUUGAUUGAUUGAUUGAUUAACAUGUGCACAUAAAUUGAUUGA